Messenger RNA from Paramecium octaurelia, 3936 nucleotides. The record is from the annotation of a GenBank genome assembly. NCBI's taxonomy places the organism in Eukaryota, Ciliophora, Oligohymenophorea, Peniculida, Parameciidae.
AUGUUCAAUAAAGAUUAUUUAUCCAAAUUGCUCUACUUCCAACGAUUAAAAAAUAUCACCUCUGAAAAAGAUUAUGAACCCAUACUGCAGAGUUUUCUCCAAUUAGCCAAACUCCACUAUUAGCCCAAAGAUAGAUUUGUGUUCAAAUACAAACUCAAAAUUGAUUACUUCCUCAUUCUACUUAAAGGCAGAUGUCUGAAAUUAAUACCAAAAUCUCAUGAUUAACUUACAUAAGAGAUCAAAGAAUUAGAAUUGAGAUAUCCAGGUAUUCAGAGGUUGCCUUAAAAUUUCCACCUAAAUCCUACAACCAAAACCCUCUAGUUCAGAGGUAAGGAAAAUUACCCAAAAGAAAAUCUAGUUAUCUUAUAAGAUUAGUUAAAUCAAUUAAACAUCCAAUCCUUCCAGAUCUUGAGUCUAAUGACACAUCUCAUUGAAGGACAUGUGGUUCGAUUCCAAAGUGCUCAUAUCAUUAAUGAGGAUGAUGCUCUUAUAGAAUCCAUUACUUAAAAUGCUCAAUGCACCAUCAUUACCUUGGAUAACUGCGAGUUUCUGCAAUUGCAACUCUAACAAUAUUAAGAAAUCAUCGAGACCUCCAAAAGAAGGAAGAAUGAGAAAAUCGAAUUUCUGAUGUGUAGAGCAUUUCAAGAUGGUAUCAAAUAUCCUGACUUCAAACGAGUCCUUCAGGAACUGAUCAAUUCUUCAGAAAGAGUUAAAUUAUGCAAUCAUCAAAAUCUCUAUUCCUUCGAGAUGCAAUCUCAUUAUGUGUAUUUGAUCUUAAAAGGAGAAUUCUACGUUUCCUACAGUAGUCAUAACAAUAAUUUCGAAGUCCAAUGUUUUGGUAGUGAUACUCAAUAUGAUAGAUUCAGAAAGACUUUGAGACACGAUCAAAAAUAAGCCAAACAAUUAGUUCGCUAUCCAAUUCAAAUCAAUGAAAGCACAUUUGAACUCCUUAAGUAGGCAAACAAAUUCUCUACCAGAGAGUACAUUUUAUUGAAAUUGGGACCUGGAUAAUUGUUAGGCGAAGAGGAUUUCAAUCACGAUUGUUUCAACAACGUCUAUCAUUCAUUUAAUUGUUAAUGUGUUAGUGCCAAGGGAAGUGUUCUAGCCAUUAAGAAAGUCGAUAUCUAUCGUAUUUGUAUUGUCAACGAUUGGUUUGCCAAGCUUUUCCAUAAGAGAUGCGAAAUGAAGCGAAAAUGGCUCUAGGAAAGAUUUGAAAAUCAUUUGAACAAAGACAUAUAGAAUGAAAUUUAAAAAAAAACUAUCCAACCUGAAAAAACAUAAAGAGUAGAUGAUUCCUUAUUCCUGAGACUCAAAUUCCUAGAUGAAGAAGCCACCAAACACAAAAGCACCAAAAUCUAGAAAUCGCAAAUCUCUCCAGAUAGAGAUCUUACAACUCGUUGCAAUUAAAGAAAAUUGGCACUAAAAAAACUCAUAGAACACAAUAGAAAAUCCAACCCUAACAAUGAUCCCAACUGCAUUGGUAUGAUUCAAUAUCUAAUUAAACUUGAUCGGCAUAAAUAAAUGCUCCUUCAACAUUCAAUUCGAUUAGCAAUAGGAUCAUAAAUGAAUAAAUAAAGAAAUUCCUCCCAACAUACUUAAGCUAAUGACUAAUCGAUUAGUAAGUCGAGAAUAUCACCUCAACGCACAUAUUCUUUUAGAUUAGGAAGAAGUAACUCAAUGAUUAGUAGUGUUAUUAAUUAUAAAAAAUGAACUAUUAAAUAUUCUUGAGAAUUCGAAAUUAUGAAUAUGUCAACCCAAUUUUCAAAGCAGAAGAAUGCCAAAUCACCUUAAAAGUAUGAUAUCCUCAAAUCUAAAUAGACCCCUGGAUCCAAAGAAACAGAAAAAUUCAUCUUUGAUUAUAUUUUUCAUGAUGCAACCACAGAUGAUAUUAUCAAAGAGAUUGGCUUUAAAUAAUUAAAUAAGUUAAUCUUGGUUUACGGAUAAAGUGGAAGUGGUAAAUCAUAUACAUUGUUUGGAGAUUUUAACAAUCCUGGAAUUAUGCCUUCCAUAAUCAAAAAAUUAUUAGCUGAAAAACAUAAACUUACAAUUAACUAUAAGGUUGUUGGCUUAGAUUAUUAGAGCAAUUAUGUGACUGAGGAUAUGACAAAAAUUAGCAUCUUUGAUAUGGAAACUGUUUGGGAAUACUAAGCAGCAUUUUCUAAAUUAAAGCGUAAGGAGCAUUUAAUUGUCACUUUGAUUAUCGAUGAAAAGGAUCAAAUUAGAUUUGUGGAUUUGGCAGGACCUGAAAGACAAGCCAAAGAUUUAUCAGAACCAUACAAAUACUAAGAGGCUAUUUGGGCUUCCUAAUAGUUUCAAGUAUUGGCAAAAUGUUUAAAUGCCUUCUCAAAAGGAAAAAUAUAAUCAUUAGAAGAUUCAAAACUCACUCAACAAUUGCGAUUUGAUCUCGGUACUCAAGUUUCUUUGAUUGGAACUAUUUAUCCUACAAAUUCAAAUUAUGAUGAAACUCUUUCCACAUUGCAAUUCAUAGAUCGAACUAGAAAUGCCGUUACAUUACCAAGAAAAGAAUCUUUAAGAACGCUUGAAAUUACCAAAACCUAAACUUAAGAAAAGCAGAUUAAAUUGUUGGAGUAUGAAAAUAAAGAUUUAAAGGAUUAAAUCUCAAGACUCUAAUAAGAAUAGAAAAACAAAUUAAAAGCUCUGAAGGACAUAUUAUGUAUUGACUUUGAUUUGGAUAACCUAACAAGUAUAAGUUUCAAGGAAAUUCAACAAUUUAAGAAAUAGUAAGAAGCUCUGAUUGCCAAUCAAAAUUUGUAAAUACAAUUAAAUGAAUAACAGACUUACAUUAAUUAAUUAAAGUAAGAGAUCUCUUAAUUAAAAUAAGAAAUAAAGGAAAAGCAAGAAAAAUGGUAAUUUCAAUUGGUCGAAUAAAAGUAUAAAAAUUUUAAAAUAAAUGAAUAAUUUGUUACUCAAAAAACAUAAAUGAGUGAAAUGAUGAGACAGAUGUAAUUGGAGAAAGAAUCUUGCAUAAAAUCUGUGAUUGAAAACUCAAACCAUGUGAUAGAAGAAAAAACAAACAAACUAUUUUAAUUACCGAUCACAGCAAAUCUAAAGCAAUUAGAUAAUAAUAAAAUAUAAGAUAUUAAGAAAUAAAUCAAAACAGAAAUGGAAUAAGAUUUGACAAAGUAAUUGACUCAAAUAAAGUCAGAUAAUGAAAAUAACCUACAAUAAUUGAAAUUGAUGUAUGAUAAUAUGCUAAAAGAAAAAAAUAAUGAAAUUGAUUAGUUUGUUUCUUAGUAUAAAAUAUAUAGGGAGAAGAAAAAAAAUGUAAUAAAGGAAAUGAAAGAGGAAAUGCUCUAAAUGUAUGAAAUCCUGAAUAAAUAGUAAUUAUUAAUUGAUAAGAUUGAAAAUGGAACCUACAGUAAUGGAAAUAAGGUUUUGGCAAUCCCUAGGAAAGAUAAGCCAGUUCCACCUAAUCAAUCCUAAUUUAAACAGUAAAUAUAUCUGUAAACAUAUAUUUAGUCUGAAUCAUUUUCUUGAGAGGAAGAAAUCUUUUGAGAUUCAGAACAAAAAAUCAUCAAGUGCUGAAAAAUCCUUUCUUUUAACACCCAUUAACAGAGUUGAAAGAUCACAAACCACAUUUUAAGAAAAACCAAUCAUUGUUGAUCCUAAUGAUGUUGAACUAUUUAAUAUAAAUGAGAUGGACAUUCCUAAAUUGAAAUCAUUUAUAAUAAAACUGAAGGAAAUGCUGAAAAAAGAAUAGUAUGAAAAUAAAAUUAAAUCAGAGAAAUUUAAAUAAGAAUUAGGAGAACUUAAAAAAGGUAGUAUAUUUAAUUUAUUUAAGAUAAGGAGGAGAUGCAAAUUAAAUAUAAUGUUGAAAGCAAAAAAUACAAUCAAUAAAGAGUAACGAUUGAAUCUUAAAACAGACUUCUUACUAAAUUAAGACCAACUAGUUCACUCUUAAGAAAAUAAUCUUGA